Molecule: messenger RNA, 1365 nt
Organism: Paramecium pentaurelia
Lineage: Eukaryota; Ciliophora; Oligohymenophorea; Peniculida; Parameciidae
Source: the annotation of a GenBank genome assembly
AUGAAAGGGUGGUAUAAUUAGUAUAUUAUUUCAUAAAGAGUACAAGGAAAUGAUGAUAAGGUUAGAAAAAUAAGAUUAUUUGAAAAUAAUGAAUAUUUAAAAACUUAGGAAAUAAAAGAUCAUCUUGAAUAUGUAUUUCCUUAAUCUGAAUGUUUCAGCUUGGCUUAAUUAAUAGAAUCAAUGGUAAAUUGUAUUAUUAUAUUAAGCAAUGCAAUUUCAUAAAAAUUUAUAAAGGAUAGGUUUUAAUAAUUAUUUUAGAAAUAUUAAAACAUCUUUAAUAAUUACAUUAAUAGAAAAUGUCACAUGGAAGAUUAAAUCCUUAAAAUAUUGUUAUUAAAUUAAAAAAUGAUAAAGAUAAUAAAUUAACAAUCUAAUAAAAAAAAUUUACAAUAUAAAGAGUGCAGUUCAUUAAUUAUAGAAUUAUUGAUGAUGUUAAAUAUGAAAUUAAUUAAAUUUAAGAUAAUUAUGAUAUUAUUAAUUGCUGUAUUUCAUUGAUAUCAACAUAUUAAAAAUAAAUGUGUGAAUUAUUCAACUUUAUUAUUACUAAUUUAAAAUUGUAUUAAAACAGAGUGAUUGAAAUAUCUUAAUUAGUUGACUUUUUUAAUUUAUAUAUUCAAGAGUAUUUAAUAUAAUUAUUUUAGAUGUGUAGAUUAAUAAACUUAAAAAAUCCAAAAAAAUCAAAUUUAUCCUUCUACAAUAUUUUAAUAAAAUGUUUAAACUGUUCAAUGUAAGGAAGGAGAAGAAUAUGGUAUGUUAUCAAAAAGAUAGAGAUGUUCAACUAUUCUUUCAAAAUUUUUGGAAACAUUUAGUGGUCAAUUAGUUAAUAAUAAAUUAAAAUAUCAGAAUAAUUCUAAUGAAUAUGAUAUUGAUGAAUAAUAGGUUGAAAUUAUUGACAUUGGAAAUUAUAAUUAAGAAGAAUUAUAGAUAUUUUAUGUUUUUGAAUAUAUUUUAAAAUAAUAAAUGAUGAAAAUAAUUUGGAAACAUUUCGGAAACUUUUUUGAAUCUACCAAAUAAAAUAUUGAACAAAUUUAUAUUGAAGUUAUUAAAAUCAUAAAUUAAAAUAAUCAAAAAAUUUUAAAUGAUCACUUCAAACCUAUUUUAGAAGAAUAUUAAAAUAGUAAAAAAAUAAAUGAUGAAAUCAAUAAAGAAAUUGAUUAGAAUUACAAAUUUAAUAUUUAAUAUGAUGAACAAAAAGCAAAAGAUCAUUUUUUUUUACAAUUGAAGAUUUAAGCAUAAAAUUAUGAUAUUAAUAAUAUUUAAUCUUUCAUUGACAACAUCAAAUCUUAAGUUAAAUAAUCAUUAUAAGAAUACUAUGAUGAAAUAUUAGAAUAUGAAAUAAUAUCCCUUAAUUUUGAUUUAAUUUGA